ACGUGCUUCGAUAUCCAUUUCUCCAACGCUCCGACGUUGAUGGGCUGGCGCACCCGUCCCGCCAUGGUCUUAAUUAGAGAUGUUGCCGGCCAAUGUCAGGCCAAGCUAUCAGGAGAACGGGCAGUAAAGCGGCGGGUGAUGUUGUGCUUCUUGUUGUUGUUGACGACGUGUUGAUGCGUUGUUCUUCCCUGAUUUACUGGCGAGACUGGGACCCCAGGAUGCCCGUCACCGCUGCUUGGUUAGCUUGUUCCACUUCCGUGCAAGUCUUACAACCAAUGAAAACAGCCGUCUUGACGCCAAAUGAUAGCACCGGUAACUGUGACAUCUGUCGCCGAGCAAUGUUGUGUUGUUCCAUCGCCGCCCCCGACUCGAGGCCGAGGUACGGAGUAGGGCUGCGAGCUGGACAAUGGAGCUUGCCCGAGCCGAGGUUGUUCAGGUUGCAUGGAUCUGGGGCCGAUGCUGUAGCCUCGCCUUUACAGCUUCCCGACCCCCGCACGGAGGCUCCGGCAAUUCUUUGGGGGUCAAGUUCUCCAUCUGGGGUUGGCUUGUGGGGUGAAAGCGAAUUGAGUUGUGCAAUUGUGGCUGCUUGAGAUUGCAAAAGUACAGUUGAGGAGCGAGAGGUUCGAUUUUCAUACCAGCCAGCUAAAGCAUGUUUGUACAACACACAGUUCGGAGUCGGAGGGAAAGGGAAGGGAAGGCGGAUAGUUCAAACGAGGCCCUAAAAAAAGGAGCAAAAAUAUGAAUCGAAUCUGGUCUCCCAGAAGGUUGGUUCCAAAGAUUGGGGAAUGGAGUAUUUUGGGCCAACUCACGGUCACAUCCGGUAAAAGGCAGGAAAUGAGUUCGGUCUGAGCGGGCCCACUCCGAUUUUAGGCACAGAAAACACGACUUAUAAAGGCUGUCAACAUCCACGUGACUA
Messenger RNA from Canariomyces notabilis, 916 nucleotides. RefSeq lists its product as uncharacterized. The coding region runs from base 93 to 590 and encodes 165 amino acids. The transcript has a single exon. The record is from RefSeq and is a predicted model, not a curated record. NCBI's taxonomy places the organism in Eukaryota, Fungi, Ascomycota, Sordariomycetes, Sordariales, Chaetomiaceae.